GAAACGUCAUAAUGACAACAUAAAAAGUCAAAAUGACAUUUAGAAAUGUCAAAGUGACAUCGUAAAACAGGUUAUGAUGUGGAAAUGACAGCUUCAAGCUAAAAUAACUUGAUAAAGUAUCAAAAUGUCAAAAGGUGUACAUUCGAAAUAUGUUAAAUUGAUAAAUUAACUGUUUGAUGCCAAAAUGACAAGUUACAAUAUCAAAAUGACAAUAUGAGAUGUCGCGUGACUUAAUGUUGAGAUGACGGGUUAUAAAUGUUUAAUGACAGCUUUAUAAAAAAAAAUACAAGAUGAAAUGUCAAAAUGUCACGUAAUGUAUUCGACCUAUAAAAGACAAAAUUAGCAAUUGACAAAAUAUACCUCGAUGCAUUAAUUUAUCAGGAAAUUAUUUAUUACAUUGAAAAUUAAUUAGUUAAUCGUUAAUAAAAAAAACACAUCGAAAUUAAUAACAAAAUUUGUAACAUUUCUAAUAAUAAAUUUGUUUUUGCGUCAUUUCAAAAGUCAAGUAGGCGAGGGAUUGCGAAAUUUAACCUCCAAACUCUAAAAACCGAAGAGAGAGAUUCUGUCCGAGUGCUCAUUCUGAAUGUCUUCUUCUGAAAAUUGAUAACACAAACCGGUUUUGUUCGGAUAAUAGGUCAGACAACUUCGUGGAUAUCGAAUCGUUAUCAAAAUCCCCCGCGGGCUGCAAAAACCCAUAACUGGAUUUUACCGGAUUUUAUUUCCCCCACUCUUUAUGUUAGGCAUCAUCUUUUUCUUCGUUAAACCCGAUUCGUUUGCUCCAUUAUCUUAUCACCCUUUUUUAUAAUUAUCGAUGAUUAAAAAGACGACGUACGUUUUCAUUUUUCAUCUUUAUCUAUUUCCUGGUUCGAAUUUUUCGCGGGAGGAGGAUGGAGAUAGUUGCGGUUGUUCGUUAAUUUUUGUCCAAGUCUAUAUAAAGGAGCGCCUUUGUUUUGACGGCUCCAGAUUAUUAUAUUUUUCGAUUCGUUUUGUAACAUUUUGGAAAUCGCCAAGAUGUAUUUUGAGGGACGCCCAUUAAUUUACCACCGUCGCCAACCAAACGACAACAACUUUAUCCAAAGUAGUCAAAACUUUUCUUACUUUAGACCGUUUGAAGACACCUGUAGGAUGAGUGAAGAGUUUAUGUUGCCAAGUUCACCACAAAGCACACAAAGUGAUUCUGACACAUCAAUAUCAUCAAUAGACAUCAAUCCAAAACCGAUUCAAUCAAAAUUUACAAAAACAUCAAUUGAAUCGAGGUGUUGCUGGCAAAAUUGCGGAUUAAUCUUCGAAACGUUGGAACGUUUAUCAGAUCACGUAAGUAAAGUCCACGCAAUAAGCAGCUUAAACGGACUUUAUUACUGUUUAUGGGAUGGUUGCACUCGAAACCAUAAAGGUUUUAACGCCCGUUAUAAAAUGUUAGUGCACGUAAGAACUCAUACCAAUGAAAAACCACAUCAAUGCACGUUAUGUAACAAAUCAUUUUCGAGGGCGGAAAAUUUAAAAAUCCAUAUUCGAUCGCACAGCGGGGAGAGGCCGUACGUUUGUCCAGUUCCUGGAUGCAAUAAAGCUUAUUCGAAUUCAAGCGAUCGAUUUAAACAUACAAGAACACAUCAAGUUGAUAAACCUUAUCAAUGCAAAGUUCCUGGUUGCACGAAAAGAUACACUGACCCAAGUAGUUUAAGAAAACACGUCAAAACAUACAAACAUUUCGUUGAGGUGAAAAAAGAAGAUGAGAUACAAAAAAAUCAAUUAGAUUUGAAGAUUGAAGAGAUUAGGAAUUCGGUGAUUGUGGAAAGAAAUGAAAUUAAUAAUAUUAAUGAAAGAAUUGAAAACGACAAGUUGGAAGAAAACGGAAAAUGUAGCUGUGAUCAUUUGCCGCAUUGUUAUUAUUCGAGAUGUUUGGGGAGUGGUUAUGUUGAAAAGAGACAAACUUGGAGUACUUUUAUUGAACCUUACUUAACCUACCAACAAAAAGAUAUCGAAUUGAAUGAUAUGGAUAUAGAUUUGCCCUUGGAUUUAAGUAUACGUAGGCAUUAUUAAGGAAAUUAAGUUAAAACGAUCUCAGAAACUGGUCGCUAUACCCGAAACUAAUUAAGAUUAAUUCAUUUUAUUUCUUUUUUUUUUUUGUUGAUGUUCGUUCAUAUUGAACAAAACAGAUGUUUUGCACUGCAAUGAGAGUAUUUUGUGAUAUUUGAGUAUUUAUGUAUUUAUUAAAUUUCGACUUUAAAACAUU
This is a messenger RNA of Onthophagus taurus, 2233 nucleotides long. Its product is annotated as zinc finger protein GLIS2 homolog. Gene Ontology annotation, molecular function: DNA-binding transcription factor activity, RNA polymerase II-specific; RNA polymerase II cis-regulatory region sequence-specific DNA binding. The record is from RefSeq and is a predicted model, not a curated record. Gene Ontology annotation, cellular component: nucleus. Gene Ontology annotation, biological process: regulation of transcription by RNA polymerase II. NCBI's taxonomy places the organism in Eukaryota, Metazoa, Arthropoda, Insecta, Coleoptera, Scarabaeidae.